Meleagris gallopavo (turkey) is the source of this 1686-nucleotide messenger RNA. The record is from RefSeq and is a predicted model, not a curated record. Lineage: Eukaryota; Metazoa; Chordata; Aves; Galliformes; Phasianidae.
AUGGAGACAGCUGUGCCCUCUUUCAGAGCCGACCCUCAGCACCGCGGCCCUGCUGCUCCCUCUGAGAACGAUCUUCCAGAGCAAGAAGAAGAGAUCUUGGGGUCAGAUGAUGAUGAACAAGAGGAUCCAAAUGAUUACUGUAAAGGAGGUUAUCACCUUGUGAAAAUUGGAGAUCUCUUUAAUGGACGCUACCAUGUGAUUCGGAAGCUCGGAUGGGGCCACUUCUCCACUGUCUGGCUGGCAUGGGACAUCCAAGGGAAGAGAUUUGUGGCGAUGAAAGUGGUGAAGAGUGCGGAGCACUACACAGAAACAGCACUGGAUGAAAUCAAGUUGCUAAAAUCGGUUCGCAACAGUGAUCCAAAUGAUCCAAAUAAAGAGAGAGUUGUUCAGUUAUUAGAUGACUUCAAGAUUUCAGGAGUUAAUGGUUCUCAUAUCUGUAUGGUGUUUGAAGUUUUAGGGCAUCAUCUCCUGAAGUGGAUCAUCAAGUCAAAUUAUCAGGGGCUCCCACUCCCUUGUGUCAAAAAGAUCAUCAAGCAGGUUCUUCAAGGUUUGGAUUACUUGCACACAAAGUGUAGGAUCAUCCAUACAGAUAUUAAACCUGAAAACAUUCUUCUGUGUGUGAAUGACCAGUAUAUCCGCAGACUGGCUGCAGAAGCAACAGAAUGGCAGAGAUCUGGGGCCCCCCCACCGUCUGGCUCUGCAGUGAGUACUGCACCACAGCCAAAACCAGCUGACAAAAUGUCAAAGAAUAAGAAAAAGAAGUUGAAAAAGAAGCAGAAGCGUCAGGCGGAGCUAUUAGAGAAGCGAAUGCAAGAGAUAGAGGAAAUGGAGAAGGAAGCAAGCCCUGGGCAGGCACAUCCUGAGGAGGAGGAAGAAGCUCAGGGCCCUCUGAAAAUGCUCAUAAAAGUUAGUCCACCCAAUGAAAAUGCAGACAAAAAGAAAGCUGAAGUCAUCGUACAUGAACAGUCCGUUCUAAUGGAAAGCAGCAUAGAAAAAUGUGUAGCAGAAAUAAAUUGCAAUGGUGUGAUACGAAUGUCGGACUUCCCAGACUCUGGCAGUCAAGGGUCUGUGCGACUUGAGGAUGACCUUCACAAUGCCAACGACUGCGGCGAUCACCCUCACACACAGGAGAACUUCCAUAGCUGUAAUUACAGCCAACGUAAUGGUGAUGUAGAGAACGGGCCUCGGGCUGCAGUGUCGGACUGUUUCGUGCCCUUAGUUUCAGAAGAUUCCAUGGUGUGUCAGCCUACUUCCAGCGAAGAGCAAUCAUUCAACCAGCAGGAGAUCAGCCAUUUGCAAGAAAGCAUCCGGACAGAGAUGCCAUCAGAGGAUGAGAAUGAGAAUAAUAGCCCAGCAGACAACAAAGGAAAAUCAACUGCUGGGAAUUUCCUUCUUAAUCCUCUUGAGCCCAAGAAUGCAGAUAAGCUUAAGGUGAAGAUAGCUGACCUUGGAAAUGCCUGCUGGGUGCACAAGCACUUCACUGAAGACAUCCAGACCAGACAGUACCGAUCCCUGGAGGUGCUGAUAGGGUCGGGGUACAGCACCCCUGCUGACAUCUGGAGCACGGCUUGUAUGGUGAGUGCUGGCAUCCAGGGGAUUGUAGGCUGCUGCUGUCAAGUGUUCUGGUGAACUUGUGUGCUCUGUGCACUCUGCAGCCUGCUGAAUCACGAGCCAGAUCUAGCAAAA